AUGGUCACUGAUGAGCAUAACAGAAACCUGAAAGCUAUCCCUACAAUGGAGGAGUUGAGAACUGUAGUGUUUUUAAUGAAUCCCAAUUCAGCUGCUGGACCUAAUGGAAUGAAUGGCAAGCAUGGAUUCUUUCAUUCCACAAGAGGCCUUAAGCAAGGGGAUCCAUUAUCACCAGCUUUGUUUAUCAUAGGUGCUGAAGUCCUCUCCAGGCUCAUGAACAAUCUUCAUCAACACCCCCAAUAUCAUGGUUUCCUGAUGGCUAAAAAGGGCCCUCAAAUUAAUUAUCUCAGUUUUGCAGAUGAUAUCAUCAUAUUCUCAUCUGGAAGAUCUCAUACCUUGAAGCUUAUCAUGGAGACACUACAUACCUAUGAGCAUGCUUCAGGCCAAUUGAUCAACAGAGAUAAGAGUAACUUCAUGGUACCCUCAAAUGCCUUCAACUCUACUGUUAGAAGAAUCAAGAAAGUUAUAGGCUUCAGGCAAAAGAACAGCCCUAUCACAUAUCUGGGGUGUCUUCUCUACAUUGGUAGACAGAGGAUCAUCUAUUAUUCUGAGCUUAUAGCUAAAGUUGUGGCUAGGAUAGCUGGAUGGCAGGCAAAAUUAAUUAGUUAUGGAGGAACAGUUACUUUGAUUAAGCAUGUCAUCCAAGCACUUCCUAUUCACUUGUUAUCUGCUAGUUCCCCUCCUGCAACCACUAUCAAGCAAAUUCAAAGCAUCACAGCCAAUUUCUUCUGGGGGUGGAAGAAUGAAAGGAGGAAAUAUCAUUGGUCUUCUUGGAAGAAUCUGAGUUGUCCCUAUGAAGAGGGUGGUAUUGGAGUGAGACUAAUAUCAGAUGUUGCCAAGUCUUUCCAAUACAAACAAUGGUGGAUAUUCAGAACUAAGAAUUCCUUAUGGAGUGAGUUCCUCAAAGCUAAGUACUGUCAGAGGUCAACUCCUAUAACCAAAAAAUGGCACACAGGACAGUCUCUAAUAUGGAAGCACCUCAUAAAGAACAAGCACAAUGUUGAGCCUCAUAUCCACUAG
This is a messenger RNA of Solanum dulcamara, 1020 nucleotides long. RefSeq lists its product as uncharacterized. The coding region runs from base 1 to 1020 and encodes 339 amino acids. The transcript is spliced from 2 exons. NCBI's taxonomy places the organism in Eukaryota, Viridiplantae, Streptophyta, Magnoliopsida, Solanales, Solanaceae. The record is from RefSeq and is a predicted model, not a curated record.